This is a messenger RNA of Ruditapes philippinarum (Manila clam), 1777 nucleotides long. RefSeq lists its product as uncharacterized. The transcript is spliced from 3 exons. NCBI's taxonomy places the organism in Eukaryota, Metazoa, Mollusca, Bivalvia, Venerida, Veneridae. The coding region runs from base 1 to 1668 and encodes 555 amino acids. The record is from RefSeq and is a predicted model, not a curated record. Gene Ontology annotation, cellular component: cytoplasm.
AUGGAAUUCCUCAUAGAAAAUGCCACAAUGAAUAAAGAUAAGAUAACCAACGACGAUGGUGCGAAAAUUAUAGAUCUUGCUUUCCAAGCAAUGGAAAAAUUUAAGGAAGGUCAGGAUAUUGCUGUUUCACAAGAAGAAGAUACAAACUGGGGCUGUUUUCAUACAGAAGUUAAAACGGCACUAUUUCUACUUGAAAAGUUUGAAAAGUUCGAGUGUUACACAAGUCGUGAGGAGUUUUUGAGCUUUUUGAACGAAAAGAAUUUUGAACUUAACCAUUCCCAAUUGUUAGAACUAAUGAAAUUAUGCCCUUCUCUGGAAAAUCUUAAAUCAGACACACCCUCUCAAAGUCACUUAGAAACGUCACUGAGAAGUCUAGAGGAGAGAAAUUACCAAGUCAAAAGGCAGUUGUACACUAUAUAUUCUGAGGAUGAAACACUUUUGUUGAGACUUAGAGAAAGAUUUGAAAGAUUUUACGGCAGUCGGGAUAAAACAUCAAAAUAUCAAUUCACAUAUGGAAUCGGUUUAAAACCACUUAUGGUGGCCAAAGAGAAAAAGCCAAGAUUGUUAAAACAGCGUGUAGAAGAAGCAAAGAACAAUCUCGAGGGUCAUGAUAUUGAAACUGUAGAUGAAAGAGAUCUGCUUGUUUAUCUUGGUAACAAAAUUAUAAACCUUUCUAGUCAAGUUGGGAGUAAAGAAACAGACACAUGUAAUGGACACGAGUAUAAACGGCUUCUGUCCUACAGUACAAAGCUGGUUUCUAUUCAAACAACAUCUCCGAGAUCUAAGAGACUCUAUCUGGAAUCAUUUCUAUAUUAUGCAAUGCUACAUUGGCCUUUGAAGACUAGAACAAGCUUAGACUUAGAUGUUCUUGCUCGUCCGAGAAGUUAUGAGCAACUUAUCAAAGAUUGGGAAGAAGCGUACAAUGCAAACUUCUACAUUAAGAGUUCUGAGCAGUGCCGCAAAAACAGACCAAAGAACUAUUUUGCCUUAGGAAAAGGGAGCCCAGGUAAUGAUAUUGUUGAUUUAGAAUCAAUUAGAAAGGAGUGGAUGAACCGAAAAAAGAAAGCAUCGGGUCGUGUUCGGAGACCAGUAUUUGCAGAUUUCUUUUGGAGAGAAAGUUUUGUAGAAGAUAGACUAGAACGAUUAGACGGAACAGUCGAUGGCACAGGUCAUGUUGUGAUUCACAAGGCUGAAUAUCCCACUGGAACGCACACAUUCAGGAUUAACACCUACUACCCUUGUACAGUAUUGAGUAAUAGAGUGGUCACGUUUGUUCUUGGCUUUACAUGGAAAGGUCCAACAGCGUUUGAUGUAGAAGAAAAAGGAAAAACAUCCUCUCGCAGUUCGCCUGUUUGUGACGGCGGACCAAGUAGUCUAAACUCGGAGUAUGAGGCCGACACUAUGACAAGUGAUGCUAAAAAUGAUAUGGGAAAGGCGGCUGGCGUUAAAACUGACUUACAUACGCAACCAAUAUCUGCGAAUUCAUUUCCCAAAGAAGCUGCAUCAGAAAGUUGUCAGUCUCAUCUGGCAUCUGGGGGUCAAGGUGAAAUUGUCUUUAAAAAGUUUUUUUUCUCUUCAUUUAAGGUAUUUUUUAUGCUCUUCUGUAUAAAUGUAUGCUUCGUCAUUUUGUUUUCGAAAACAAAUGUGGUUAAUAAGGUUUACUCUUAAAUAUCAAGUAAGCGAUGGGUAAAAGUGUGCAGCAGCCUGCCAAAAUGACAGAUAAAUGUGAACAUCCGUCUGAAAAGGCGCCAGAGGAAAAACCGUAACAAUAAAAUAU